CGUCACAUGUGCAUGAGGACAAGAUGGCGGUGGCGCUAGAGAGAAGCUUCGUGGAGAUCUGCGGCUUCGAGAGAGAAACUGUUCGACGCUUCAGAGAAGUGACGCUGACCCUCGGUGUGACUGCUCCCCCUGGUGGCCAGAAGUUUGCAGACAGUGCUGGAGCGUUUCAUUAUGAGGAGAGUGGGAAGCUGCUGUCAGUCACCAGCAACAGAUUCAUCCACUGGUUGACGUCAGGUGACUCGGUGCAGCUGGUGGAACAGUCUCUGGAUGCCGACCUGCUCAACAACUCCGUCAAACUCUGCUUCACCCACUGCAAUGUUCUGCCGGGGGGGGUCACCAUCCAGGAGACGCUCAGCAACGUCGUCAUCCUCAUCUCCACCAAUCAGAGUGUCCACAGACUGGUGCUGCCUCACCCCACAUGCAUGUACCGCAGUGAGCUGGUGACGGAGCUCCACAUGCAGUCCGUCCUCACUGACGUGGGGAAGCUGAGUCUGCAGGACCCUUCGCACAGCGCCACCAUCCCCAGCUCAGUGGUACAGAUGGGGAGUCCCAGCUCCUGCACAGCCUGGCUGAGUCACCAGGGGGAGGCGCACUACGCCCUGGCUUCACCUGCAGGGGGCAUCAUGGUGGUCACUCUGCCCCCCCACGACACACCAGGUGGCGUGUCGACAGUUGAGCUGAAGAGGAGCUCUGUGAUGGGGAGGUUGUCGGGUUGGAUGCCGACAGUGAUGAGAGGAGACAGUCGAACUGAACAUGUGGUCAGUCUGAUCGUCCGAGAACUGGAGGACGACUUGUUCAUCUUCACACUGAGUCAAGAUCAUAGACUGAGGAUGUGGUCGCUCACGGAGCAGGCAUGUCUGCUGGAGGUGGACGUGUUGGAGUACAUGCCUGCGUGUAAAGGAGUUCAGCGUGUGUCAGGUCAGGGUCAUCGUCUGAGGAUGACCUUCUCCUCCACCACCGGCCUCUGUCUCUGCGUUUACCUGGCUGUCCCUCAGCGAGGACAGUUCACUGUCCUGCAGUUGGUGACUGCCGAAAACAACCGCUACAGCCUGGAACACAUCUCCACCCUGUUCACCACACAGGAAACUCUGGUGGAUUUUCAUCUGACAUCUACAGAUGUUUGGGGACUGUGGGUGGAUGAGUCCAACUCCACUGUCAUCAAGUACAUUAACUUUGAACAUAACUUGGCAGGUCAGUGGAACCAGGUGUUUGUUCAGCCUCCACCAGAGGAAGAGGUUCAUGUAGGAGUCGACCAGGACCCUAGAGAGACGUACCUGGACGUUCUCUUCUCCCCUCUCAGAUUCUCGGCUGCAGCCGUAGUUAAAGCUCUACAGAUCUUCCGCCGUGGCUCCGAGAGGAUCUCUGACGUUUCCUGGGAGACGCUGAAGAAGGAAGUGACCGUUGCUGUCGAGACGGAGCUUCAGAACAGUGUGACAGAGUUUGAGUUCUCGCAGGAGGAGUACCGGCAGCUGCAGGUUGAGUUCUGGUCCAAGUUCUACGCCUGUUGUCUUCAGUACCAAGAGUCUCUGUCCACCCCUCUCGCUCUCACAGUGAGUCACAGCACCGGACUGGUGUGUCUGCUCAAGAAGGGUUCUGUUUCCUUCCUGCUUCCUUGUUUUGCUGUGGAUCAUUUGUAUCUGAGCAGCGACGAGUAUCUGUUCUCUGAGGAGGAGACGCCUGUGACUGAAGACCCAGAAGUGGGCCGGGACAUCCUGCAGCUCGUCCAGUGUCUGCGGCUGCUCAGUGAUGCUGUUUCUGGAGAGAUGGCAUAUGAGAUGGAGAAAGCUCUGGAUCAUCUUCAGUCAGCUGGACGAGCUGCUGAGGUCGUAAUGGAGACCAUGCUGUCCAAUGACAGCGAUAACGUGAUAGAGGACAUUCAGAACAAACUGCAGGACGUCCGUAACCCGACUGCGGCCAUGAUGGUCCUUCUGAGGGAAAUGGACCUAGAGACGGACUCUGAGGUCACAGGUGAAGGAGCCAUCACACCUGGUCAGACUCUGGCCGUCAGGCUCAGCCUGUCACAGCUGUACGGCAGCAGCGCGGCCAUUUCUCUCGUCUGCCAGGCCGUCAGUCACAUGGCCAUGACCAGGGCGCUGUUCUGCAGAGACCUGCUGAUCCUGCAGAAACUCUAUCUGAGGCUGGGCGACAACGUGUUUCUGGGUGGGGGGGCUCAGCUGCUGCAGCUUCAGCAGGACCUGAUUCCUCGGACUUGUCACCUCCUGUCGUCGUAUCACCUCCUUAAACACAUGAGUCAGAGCGUGGCCUCGUCCGUCCCUGUGGACAUCAUAGAUGCCAACCUGCAGCACCUCACAGUGUUAGAACUGUCUGACUCUCCAGCUCCGUCCUCCAGAACAGUGCUCAGUCCUCAGACUGUGGUGGAGCUCUUCUAUCAGACGGCGGCGAGGAGGAUCAUCAUGUCUCAGAUCUUCUCUCAGCAGCAGAGUCACGCUCUGCUCGUCUGGAGUCACAUGAUCUCUAACGUGGUCACUCUGCUCGCUCAGCUGCUUUGGCCCAGUAACCCUGGUUUCCAGUUUCCUGAAUGUCUGAUGUCAAACUGUCAGUACACUCAGCUGCAGGAGUACGUGAGGCUGAUUGGUCCGUGGUGUCAGGUGAACAUUGGCUCGUGUCGCUUCAUGUUAGGUCAGUGUUACCUGGCCAACGGCGAGGGACAGAAGGCGCUGCAGUGUUUCCAGGAGGCGGCGACGGAGGUGGAGAAGGAGGAGUUUCUGAUGCGACUGACGGGCGCUGAGGACGAAGAAGCUGCCUCCACCUGCAGGUUACAGUAUUACAACAAGGUGCUGCGCUUACUGGAGGACGUGGGUUUACCUGAGCUGGUCAUCCAGUUGGCGUCUCUGGCCUUAACGGAAGCAGUCGGUGAUGUCAGCACUCAGGCUGCUCUGUGGACUCGGAUCUUUAAACAUCAUCUGGACCUCGGACACAACAGUGAAGCUUAUGAAGCUCUGACACAGAACCCAGACAGCAGCACGCAGCUGGAUUGCCUCCGUCAGCUGGUGGUGGUUCUGUGUGAACGCUCUCAGCUCCAGGACUUGGUCCAGUUCUCCUACGUCAACCUGCACGAUGAGGUCGUCAGUAUCAUCGAGUCUCGUGCCAGAGGUCUGGACCUGCUGACUCAUAACUACUACGAGCUGCUGUAUGCCUUCCACAUCAACAGACACAACUACAGGAAAGCGGGGACCGUCAUGUUUGAGUUGGCGAUGCGUCUCGGUCGCGAGGUUCCAACUCGUCUUGGUCUUCAGAAACAGGUGAACUGUUAUCUGUCGGCUCUCAACUGUCUCCGCCUCAUCAGACCAGAGUACGCCUGGAUCGUCACGCCUGCGUCUGGAGCUGUGUACGAGCGUGCAGGAGCGUCUCCAAAGAGAAACUCUGAUGGAGACUUUUCUCGUGAACCAGUUAAACGUCAGGUCGACAUCCUGGAACUCAACGACCUGGAGAAGGAGUACUUCCUGUCUCGCUGCCGCCUGACGCUAGCCCAGCACCACCCACCAUCUGCCACCAUCGCAGGAAGUGCAUCCGCGGAGGAGAUGGUGUCCCUGUUGGUUCAGUCCGGACUCUUUGACUCGGCUCUGUGUCUCUGUCAGACGUUCAAACUGACCUUGACUCCGGUGUUUGAGGGUUUAGCCUUUAAAUGCGUCAGGCUUCAGUUUGGGGGGGAGGAGACUCAGAAUGAAGCUUGGAGCUGGUUGGCUGAUAAUCAGCUAUCGUCUGUCGUCAACACCAAAGAGUCCAGUGCUGCAGAUGAGGCGUGGCGGCUGCUGGCCUCUUACCUGGACAGGUAUCCCUCCGCUAAUGGUCAGCACCACCGCUGUGUCAUCAACAAGCUGCUGUCCCAUGGUGCCCCUCUACCUGAUUGGCUGGUCAAGUCAUACAAGGCUGUGGACGCGGCGUCACUGUUGCGUCUCUAUCUGAACUUUGACCUUCUGGAAGCUGCAGCUGAACUCGUCCUGGAGAAUGUGGACGCUUUGCUGGGGAGAGGACACCAGUACUUUGGAAUAGAAAAGCCUCUCUCUGCGACCUUGUCUUCAGUUUGGCUUCCGUACACGUCCAUCGAUCAGCUGAUGCAGUCGCUCGCUGACACUCAAACCAACAGCAGAAUCUACAACAAAGUUCGAGACAAACUGGAUGAGUAUCACAAACUGGUGGAUGUGACGACCAGACUCGUGACCCGAUAAAAACAUGUUCAGCUGUGACCUCGUUUAGACCUGAUGUAAAUAUUCAGUGUGUUUUGGUUUUUUACAACAACAUUGUUAUCAGCUUUUCUACUCGUCUGUUUUUGUAUCUUUGACCAAACUGUAAUGAAAUGAAAGGUUUUCAUAAAUCUCACUGAGUCGAUUA
Molecule: messenger RNA, 4353 nt
Organism: Platichthys flesus (European flounder)
Lineage: Eukaryota; Metazoa; Chordata; Actinopteri; Pleuronectiformes; Pleuronectidae
Gene: nup160
Product: nucleoporin 160
Exons: 34
Coding region: 24-4190 (1388 amino acids)
Cellular component (GO): nuclear pore
Molecular function (GO): structural constituent of nuclear pore
Source: RefSeq, a predicted model, not a curated record